Molecule: messenger RNA, 498 nt
Organism: Zymoseptoria tritici IPO323
Lineage: Eukaryota; Fungi; Ascomycota; Dothideomycetes; Mycosphaerellales; Mycosphaerellaceae
Exons: 3
Coding region: 1-498 (165 amino acids)
Source: RefSeq, a predicted model, not a curated record
AUGUAUCACUACGGUCUGGGUAGAGACAUGUGGAUGGUUCCUACGGAUAGCAUUCUGGCUUGGAGCAAGCCACCCAUAUUGACCAGUUCUCAGUGGUUCUUCGCUUCUAUGCCGCUUUACUUCGUGGCAGCUUUCUGCACGAAGCUCUCCCUGAUCUUGCUCUACCUUCGCAUUUGGCCGGACGACACUGGCACGAAUCGAAUAUUCCGCAUGGGAUGCAAAGUCAUUGGAUUGUUACUGUUGCUCACGGCGUUCAUUUCCGUGCUCACGCUCAUCUUUGGGUGCAAUCCCAUCUCGGAUGCAUGGCGCUACGCAAACAGGGCGGGUGGGAAGUGCAUUGACCGUGUGGCUGCCGGCUACGCCUUCGGAGGCCUCAAUGUCAUAUUCGAUCUGAUCGUCAUUCUGCUGCCCAUUCCACGGAUGAUCGCUCUCAAGGUAUCCAUGAGGCAGAGGAUAGGGUAUGUCUUUGGCAGUGCAGAGUGGGAUGCGUUCGACUGA